Drosophila kikkawai is the source of this 954-nucleotide messenger RNA. RefSeq names its product RNA-binding protein 1 (gene Rbp1). Gene Ontology annotation, molecular function: RNA binding. Gene Ontology annotation, cellular component: nuclear speck. Lineage: Eukaryota; Metazoa; Arthropoda; Insecta; Diptera; Drosophilidae. Gene Ontology annotation, biological process: mRNA splicing, via spliceosome. The record is from RefSeq and is a predicted model, not a curated record.
UUUCCAAGGCAAGAGGAAUGACAAGUUCAGUGCCGGACGGUAUAUUUGAUUGAUAAGCCUGCUGCCACACUGGUCGAUCUGUCCAUACGGUUUUGUGAAAAAUUGCAAGGAAAAAUAGUUAAAUUUUAACAGCCGCUUACGUUCCACCGCAAAAGUCACCGACAACAUGCCGCGCUAUAGGGAGUGGGAUCUAGCCUGCAAGGUUUAUGUGGGCAACCUGGGCUCCUCGGCAUCCAAGUACGAGAUUGAGGGAGCCUUCGCCAAAUACGGACCACUGCGAAACGUCUGGGUGGCGCGCAAUCCGCCGGGCUUUGCAUUCGUCGAGUUUGAGGAUCGACGGGACGCCGAAGAUGCGACCAGAGCGCUGGACGGAACCCGCUGCUGCGGUACUAGGAUCCGCGUGGAGAUGUCAUCGGGACGUUCUCGCGAUCGCCGACGCGGCGAAGGUGGCAGCAGUGGCGGUGGAGGAGGCGGACGCUCUGGAUCCGGGCGCUACAGGAUAACUCCUUCGGCUAGAACUACUUCCACUACUGCUACUUCUUCCUUCUACAACAUCAGCAAUCUACAACAGCAACCAUCUUCACAGCCCACAGCCAGCCACCUCCUUCGACUCUCAACUCUAAAUUAAUCAAGUUCAGCGGCAGCACAGCCUCAGCCUCAGCCUGACAGAGAUUAGGAAACCAAAUCUAAUAAUCAUCGUAGAAGAAGCAUUGCAGUCGCCGAUAGAGUUCUACUAAUGAAGUUAUCCUGCGUAUCCGUGACAUAAUUGCUAACGAUUCUUAAUUUUAUUUAAACUGAUUCUCAAAGUGGCUUCUAAUUCUAAUCUUGAUUAAACCAGUUUAGGAAGACAUUUUCACAAAUUAGAGUUCUAGAGUUGGACGGACAAGUCCAACAAGUCCUUUUUAAGUCCUGUUAACCUGUCCAUUACAGUAAAAUGCUAUUACAACUAAGGAA